AUGUCACAGGUUUACAUAUGGGAUCAGACGUUAACAUCCGACGAGAUGGACAAUGUGAUGUAUGCGAUGAUGCAUUACCUGGACACAGGAAAGUCUCUCAAAACGUUGGAGUCGGCCAGCAUUGCGCCGAUAUUUGGAUGCUCGGCUUGUCCUGGUAACUAUACUACAGUUGCCAUGGGCUCAUCGCUUUCACAGUGUGCAUGCCUGGCUGGGUAUUACGAUGAUGGAUCUGGCACUUCAACCUGCUUGCAAUGCCCUGCAUUGACAUCUUCAUCCUUUGGUUCCACCUCAUUAAGUCAGUGCGUGUGUAUACAUGGCUAUUACGAUGAUGGAACUGGCAUUCGCACAUGCCUCCGCUGCCCCCACUUGACUACCACGAGGUCUGUCGGGGCGACUUCGCUCAGUCAGUGCGUCCCGUACGCCCCCCUCGUCAGCUACCAGUUCGAGGACCCAAACAACCUCGGGUAUGACAGCUCUGGGAAUGGGUAUAAUGCAACCAACUACGGAGCAACGCAAGGCCCAGGGAGGAGGGGAGAUGGGGCGGCAAAGUUUAGCGCGGCUGAUACAGAGCAGUACAUGACAAUGCCCAAUAAGAUUGAUUUCGGGAUCAUUCAACAAAGCACAGGUUUAACAGUGGCUUUUUGGGGCUAUAUGACUACAUUCUCUUCCAUGUAUGCAAGGUUCAUCGAUUUUGGUGGAGGACCAAACAAUGAGAGCUUAGCAAUAUACCCCAACGGGGCAGCAACUGCGCCAUUAACUUUCGCUGUGCUUGAUGGCGCUACCCCGAUUAACAUCUCGUAUGACUGGAUUCCGCAAUACUGGCACCACAUUGCAUUAUCCAUAAAUCCCAAUGAUGGGUCGACGGAUCAAAACAAGAUUUCGAUAUGGAUAGACGGUUUGCUGGUCUGUAAUGCUUGUCAGCAAGGUCUACUCAGUUCAGUAACUACAGUAUCAUCUCGUCAAUGGUACAUUGCAAAAGCGAACAGAGCAAAUGGAAAGACAGAUGGUUCAAUCGAUGAUUUCCGUAUAUACAACUACCCCUUCACCCAAUUCGACGUCGAGCAGCACUACCUUCCCCUCUACUACCCCACCGGCUGCCUCUCGCAGUCCUACAACCCGAAUGCCCUCUUCGCGUUCUACCCGGAGUUGGUGGCGAGUGCCAAUUUCCCAGGGGUGGCGAACCUCAAUGCCGCGGUCAGCUCCCCUCUCACCACCUUCGACGACGCAUUCCGGCAGUUGGUUGCAAGUGACAAGUACGGGACGAUCGUCUGGGUCUGUUAUGAUUGCGACUUGGCACACUGGCUCACGUUCUAUAAGCGUAUACUCCCUGUUGAUCCGGACUGGAGCAUGUCCCAGCAGUUUCUGUAUCGCUGGAUCGCGGACAGGAACACGCCGAAUAUUCAUGUCAAGUUCUAUACCAACGAGGCGGACUACCUCGCCGAUAACUCGGCUACCUUGUUCGAUCCGAGCUACUUCUCCAUGACCUACGCCACAAUCAGCACAAGUCCAAGUGUGGCGCCUACGGUGAUCGAUAGCAGCUAUUCAUACCUCACGUUUACGCAUGUGAAUGGUACGAGAACCAACUAUUCCGUUACAUUUCCCCAAGAUACCGUGAUUGAUUACCUUAUCAUCGGGGGAGGUGGUGGUGGUGGGGCAAAUGGAGGUGGAGGUGGAGGAGCUGGUGGAUUAAUCUACAAAACUGGUGUUUUGGUCAAGAAAGGAACCCAAGCGUCGUCAGGUCAGCAAUCGUCUUUCAAUGGAGACAUUGCAGUGGGUGGAGGUGGUGGAGGAGGAUCGAAUUUAGGAUUUGAAACUGCUGGUAAUGGAAAUUCGGUGCGGGAGGCGGAGGCGGAAGUGCAGGCGGAGUUGGAACUCGAGCGAGUAGCAAUCAAGGUGGAAAUGGUGGUCCAGGACUGGCUGUGA
This is a messenger RNA of Guillardia theta CCMP2712, 1923 nucleotides long. RefSeq lists its product as hypothetical. The transcript is spliced from 4 exons. The coding region runs from base 1 to 1923 and encodes 640 amino acids. The record is from RefSeq and is a predicted model, not a curated record. Lineage: Eukaryota; Cryptophyceae; Pyrenomonadales; Geminigeraceae.